Penicillium alfredii is the source of this 1608-nucleotide messenger RNA. Its product is annotated as tRNA-dihydrouridine synthase family protein. Gene Ontology annotation, biological process: tRNA processing. The annotation marks the transcript as partial. The record is from RefSeq and is a predicted model, not a curated record. Gene Ontology annotation, molecular function: flavin adenine dinucleotide binding; tRNA dihydrouridine synthase activity. Lineage: Eukaryota; Fungi; Ascomycota; Eurotiomycetes; Eurotiales; Aspergillaceae. The transcript is spliced from 3 exons.
GCAUACUUGCUUCCAGCGGUCAAAAUUGGUCUUACAAAGCUUCUUUCCCCGUGGCUGGGGCGAUCUAUCCCACUGACUCAACGAUUGAGCCGCGCCAAAAUGUCUACCGAAGCCACUCCGCCGCAAGGCGUUGAGCCGACCUCCGCGCCCACUCCGCAAUCGCCGCGGGGGAAACUCCUGGGCAGACAAUUCUAUGAGAGCCUCGGGAGUCCGAAAUAUAUUCUUGCGCCCAUGGUGGACCGGUCAGAGUUCGCAUGGCGCAUGCUCACUCGAACAUUCAUGCCGCCGAAUGAACCAAAACCUAUACUUGCAUAUUCUCCAAUGUACCAUGCGCGCCUUUUUGGCGAACAAGAGCGUGUUCGGGCUAAGCAGUUCCAACCCACCCGCGAGGUCAUUGGCGACAAGAACAACAGCCUGUUUCUCGAUGGAAACCCGACCUUUGACCGACCACUUUUUGUACAGUUCUGCGCAAAUGAUCCAUCCGAGUUUCUGGAGGCUGCGCGUCAUGUGGCCCCGUACUGCGACGCAGUGGAUCUGAACCUCGGGUGUCCACAAGGAAUCGCGAAGAAGGGACACUACGGUGCCUUUCUCCAAGAAGACUGGGAUCUGAUCUACAAACUCAUCAACCGCCUUUAUAAUGAGCUGUCGGUGCCGAUCACGGCCAAGUUCCGCAUCCAGGAGAGCAAAGAAAAGACCUUGAAUUGGGAUUAUGUUCGCUAUCUGCGAGACAAUCUACCACCAGAGACUGUGAUUUUUGCCAAUGGUAACAUUCUGAACCAUGACGACCUCGAACGCUGUCUCGAAGCCACGGGAGCCGACGGGGUUAUGAGUGCCGAGGGGAACCUCUCGGACCCAACUAUCUUCAGCAAACCGCCGGCAGUCGGUACAAACGAGAGGGAAUACUGGAGGGGACGGGAUGGCAAAGGUGGAUACCGAAUCGACGCGAUCCUUCGAAGAUACCUCGACAUCAUCUAUAAAUACGUCCUUGAGCAGCCUAUCCCAGAAAGAAAGCCUCUCUUCCUGCCAUCGGAUCCGGUCGACGCGACAGAAGAAUCGAGCCCCGAGGAAACCGAGGGCAAUGGCAAGGAAGAAGGCCCGCCCAAGAAAAAGCAAAAACGCGACAAGACCAAGAGACCGAAUUCCCCCAGCCUCGGUGUCAUGCAGGGGCACCUCUUCCAGGUCCUUCGGCCCAUGGUUGCUAGCCACACCAACGUCCGCGACGCGCUUGCGAGGUCUCGCCCGGGGGAUAUGGCCGCGUUUGAGCACGUUCUGACCUUGGUCGAGCAGGCCGUCAAGUCCGGGCUGAAAGAAUACGAAACGACCCCCGAGAAGUUCGAGAAGCAUUCCGAUGAAAAUUUGACAGGGUCCAAAGCAAUAAUUGCCGAGUAUGGAAGGCCGUUUUGGAUCUGCCAACCGCAUGUCCGCCCUUUGCCUGAGGAGGCCGUGGAGAACGGUGCACUCCAAGCAAAGGGCAAGGCUGCGCCGAAGGAUGAGAAGCCCGAAGCCCAGAAAGACACGCAAGAUACCAAUACCCCUGCCUCUGAGAGGACCGGCACUCCUGCCGAUGGCAAGACCGACACCUCAGCCACUCUCACGCCGGAUCCUCUG